Symbiodinium natans is the source of this 423-nucleotide messenger RNA. NCBI's taxonomy places the organism in Eukaryota, Dinophyceae, Suessiales, Symbiodiniaceae. The record is from the annotation of a GenBank genome assembly.
AUGGCGUCCGCUGAUCUUCAUGCUGGCUUGGUGGAUGCUCCCGAGCCUCAUGGGAUCGGGAGCUGCGCGGAGCUUUGUGAGCCUAUGGCAGAGGUCACCAAGGACGGCACCAUCUACAGGGUUUGGGGUAAGCUCUUAUCGCACCAGCGCGCACUGGAGCGAUCCGCGAACGCGUACCAGCACCUGUACAUGCUGGUUGAGAGAGCAUUGGCUGUUGGCACGCAGAAGACGGAGCAUUUCGUGAUCCAUUCGGACCUUGGCACGCCGGCCACAACCGCCAACACGGCGGCAUCGACCGCGAUCUCCUUGGCUACGACACCAGCCCCAAAGACCGAUGACGGCACCGGCGACUUUGACCAGAAGGACCUCUACAGGCGUCUGCGCGCCCUGUCACUGGCGCUUUCUGGGGAGAGCGAGGCCUAA